This is a messenger RNA of Cucurbitaria berberidis CBS 394.84, 1138 nucleotides long. RefSeq lists its product as uncharacterized. Bases 274 to 1011 code for a protein of 245 amino acids. The record is from RefSeq and is a predicted model, not a curated record. The transcript has a single exon. NCBI's taxonomy places the organism in Eukaryota, Fungi, Ascomycota, Dothideomycetes, Pleosporales, Cucurbitariaceae.
CUCGGAUGCGCCAGAGUAUGGUGGUGGUGUUUCUGAUUCGCUUGAUGAGAAUGAUGUAUCGAGCGGAGAGAGGAGUUGCAUUUGACGAUUUGCGCGCGGUGAGGCUGGAAGACCCAUUGGGCUAAGUGGUGGGAUAGAAGACAUAGUGUGGUGGAUGAUGGAUGAAAGCGUAAGCCGGUGUUCUCUUGCGUGAUUUCGAGCGAUGUUUGUACUGAUAAUGUGUUGGUUCCGCUAAUUUGUUUGGCCGGGCGCAAGAAGUAGAUUGAGGGACUGAUGGGAGAACAAUGUUUGUAUAAUCAAAGGGGGGGCUCCAGGCAAAGAAGAGGCGUUGUUGUUUAUGCCGAUCUGCAACCACCUGCGGUGACCGAAAUUAUAUGUUACGCAGGGGAGCAAGGCCCAACGCCGUAUUAUUGUCCAGGGGGGCGCGGGGCUUGUACAUCCGCCAUCAGCAGCAAUGCUCCACAUUCGUCACUGCCCAUUUGCAGCACAUCAUUUGGAAAAGGUGAGUUUCGUUUCAGAGGUGGAAAUAUGGGCAUUGUGUUGGUAUCGCGCUUCCCGCCCAAUGACAAAGACCACCUCGCCGUCAACAGCAACAGUUCAUCAAACCCCCAUGUGUAUGCGCAGCUCUGCGUGUGUUUGAAACUGUGCCGUCCUCAUGCGGCAAGGCCAGGCUGCCGAUCCGGAGUCAGAAGUGGGCCUGAGCUGAACCGAGUCAGCAAACGUUCCCGAGAAACGAGGCAACCAGGUCUCUCGUUGGGUCUGCUCGUUUGUUUUCCGUUGCUGCACCCCUUGAAACACCAGCACCGUCGCACUUUUGUUGGAAACAAAGCUUUUCUACUCAGUCCGACUACCCCACAGACGCAACUUGUAGAUGAACACAGCCAUGCCGCUGUCUGUUGUGAACAGUUGGCCCUUACCAAGUGUUCAUGUGAAGGGUCACAGGGGUUCGCUACGUCGCAUGCAUCGCCGCAACCCUCACCGGUUGAGAUGACUUGCGAUAACGUACCAUGACCUUAAGCAAGGGAAAGAUAUUGCGGAAAGAGUCACAAUGGCGACUUAGGACGACUGCGCCGCAGGUUAAAUUGACCUUGAUCAGCGUUGCAAGGUUAUAGCAUGGCGAAAGACCCCGCCGCACGCC